Molecule: messenger RNA, 1287 nt
Organism: Pseudozyma flocculosa PF-1
Lineage: Eukaryota; Fungi; Basidiomycota; Ustilaginomycetes; Ustilaginales; Ustilaginaceae
Exons: 1
Coding region: 1-1287 (428 amino acids)
Biological process (GO): regulation of mRNA splicing, via spliceosome
Cellular component (GO): spliceosomal complex
Molecular function (GO): RNA binding
Source: RefSeq, a predicted model, not a curated record
AUGGCCUACUCGCAGCCCCCCUACCAGCCCAACGGCGCCUUCUACCCGCCCGGACCCGGCCACCAGCAGCAACCCUACCCACCCCCUCCCCCGCAGUACCAACAGCAGCAGCACCCGCAGCACCAGCAGCAGCAGCAAUACCACCAGAACCCCUACUAUACCCAGCAGCAGGCGCCAUACCCUCCGCAGCAGCAGCAGUAUCAGCAGCCUCAGCAGCACUAUCAGCAGCAGCAGCAGCAGCAGCCCUUCCCGCAGCACCCCUCCCUGCCGCCUCGCCAACACCAAUCCGCCACGCCUUCCUCGUCUGCCUCGGCGUCUGGCCCGGCACACGUACCCGCAAGCGGCGCUCAGGACCGUCCAGAUGCCUUGCCGGAGCAGGCCCUGCGCGCGCUGGCCGCCUACGGCUCCCCCUUUGCCCACAGCAAGGACUGGGCCGCCACCCGCGAUGACACCCUCCUCCUCUCCCUGCCAAAGCAGGCCUUCAAGAUGCGCGUAAAGCAGCGCUUCGCCCGCUCGCCCGGCGACAUCUUCAACCCGCCCGCGCCCUCGUUUUCGCGUCCGCCCUCGGGGCAGUGGUCCUACUCGCCCUUUGUCCCCAUCUCGGUCAAGGCCCAGGGCAAGCUGCUCGCCGACGGCUUCAAGCCCCUCUACCCGGGCCGCGUCCUCGCCGACCACGACGUCUCGGCCGCAGACUGGGCCCGCUUCCUCGAGGACAUCGACGUUGCAGGGCGGCUCUCGGGCGGACAGUCGGUCUUUGCCAACGUCGCGCCCGUCACCAUGCACCUCGGCGCCACCGGCUACUUUAUCACAAAGGCCAUUGAAAAGGGCAUGAAGCGCAAGAAGAUCCCCGUCAUCGCAGAGACCGUCGAGACCUGGCAGCAGAACUUUUUCAUCCCGCGACGCCUCGACGUCUACAUUGUCGAGGGCAACGAGCGCCUGACGGCACGCCAGCCCGGCGAACCGGUGCCUGGCACGCCCCUCGCGGCCAACGUCAAGCCGGCCAAGGACGACCAGAAGUCAGAAGACAGCAGCGACGACGACAGCGACAGCAGCGAUAGCAGCGACGACGACGACGAGGACGGAGGACAUGGCAGCGCCGCGCCCUCGUCGACGGCCAACACCGAGGGUCUGACGAGCAAGCAGCUGCGCAGGCAGAGGAAGCGGGAGCGCAAGGCGGCCAGGAGGGAGAACAAGAAGGAGCGCAAGGAAAAGCGGCGCGAAAAGAAGAACAAGAGGAAGGAGGUCAAGCGCAGCACGGCCACCAUUGUCAUUGCUCCGAUCCAGUAG